Molecule: messenger RNA, 1278 nt
Organism: Lentinula edodes (shiitake mushroom)
Lineage: Eukaryota; Fungi; Basidiomycota; Agaricomycetes; Agaricales; Omphalotaceae
Exons: 7
Coding region: 1-1278 (425 amino acids)
Source: RefSeq, a predicted model, not a curated record
AUGGCGCGUCGUUUCGGACCGGAAGAGUCUAGAGGAUUGGCUGGCGGAAGCUUGGUGUCUGCAGAGUCUCUCCGAUAUCAAAAGAUGGCCGAUAAUCUUUGUGCUCAAGGAAAGCCAAAUGAAGCUGCCCCGUUCAUGCUCAAAGCGAUGCAGGACAAGAACAAUGUGGAUAUAUUCGUCACCUUUGCUUUUGUGCAACAAAAUUAUCGGAAAGCUCUGGAAGUACUGGAGGAUGGAAAAUUAAUAGGUGAAAGUUCCCUCGAAUCAAAAUAUGGUCCAGACGCGUUCAAGGAUGGCGGACCUCUUGUGGGUCAUUUCAACGAGGUCAUGGACACGAGACCCUACAUGCGCCUUCUCCAGGCAAUGGUCCGAGUGGCUGUGGAGUGCAAGAAUCACUGUAAAGCAGCUGAAACAAUAAUUGAAAUGUUCCGUCUAAACCCUAUGGACCCGAUGCAACAACACAAAUGGCUUCCCACUCUACUCUGUCGCAUAAAACGCUAUCCCGACACACUCUAUUUCUGUCAGGUAUUCUUAGACAUAUUCGUCUCCCGUCUCUCCCUCUCCCAGCUUCCACCCGGGGGCGGAACUCAGUUUUUGCCACCCAGGCGUGAGUUGUAUACCCCUCAGGAGCAGGAGAAGAUGGCGAGUUAUGAGUCAACUAUAUCAUAUGGUGCAGCUCUUGCAGCAUUUCGUUUGUCAGGCGACUGUGAGGAAUCAAGAAUGUACCUUCGCGCUGCAGUGAAGGCAAAUCCAACUGUCAUGCUGAAAAUCUUGAGGAGAUCAGAAAGGCCUAGAACUCUCAACGCCAGCGCAAGGUCAUACAACUCCCCCGAAGAUGCGCAUGAUUAUCUUUGGCUCUCGCAGGACCUUUGGUUGGAAGAGGAUGUUUGGAACUGGGUUCAUGCUAAUUCGGAUGCCCAACAAGCUGUGCGGAAGGAUUGUUCCCGGCCUGGUUGUCGGCGAGGAGAGCAGAGUCCCGGUGAGUUUAAGCAGUGUGGUGGAUGUCAUACGAUCUUGUACUGUAGUCCUCAAUGCCAAAAGGACGACUGGAAGCGACACAAACCGGACUGUGUGUUUGAACAAGAAGCCAAAGCCAUUCGACGUGCUAUAUCGAAAGGCCAACCCAUCCCUGCGAGUGGUUCCAUUCCUGUUUUUGCUGCUGACUUUUCAGAAGAAGGUGUUCGAGGGUACUUCCUAAAAUCUGCCUAUAUUGUUGAUGUAUUUUGGCCCUUACUUUUCUCUUCUUACACAGGUAUGAUCCCGCCCCAAUCAAAAUGA